Messenger RNA from Budorcas taxicolor (takin), 522 nucleotides. RefSeq names its product crystallin alpha A (gene CRYAA). Gene Ontology annotation, molecular function: protein folding chaperone; structural constituent of eye lens. Gene Ontology annotation, biological process: protein refolding; lens development in camera-type eye; response to heat. The transcript has 3 exons. The record is from RefSeq and is a predicted model, not a curated record. The coding region runs from base 1 to 522 and encodes 173 amino acids. Lineage: Eukaryota; Metazoa; Chordata; Mammalia; Artiodactyla; Bovidae.
AUGGAUAUCGCCAUUCAGCACCCCUGGUUCAAACGCACCCUGGGCCCCUUCUACCCCAGCCGGCUGUUCGACCAGUUCUUCGGCGAGGGCCUCUUCGAGUACGACCUGCUGCCCUUCCUGUCCUCCACCAUCAGCCCCUAUUACCGCCAGUCCCUCUUCCGCACCGUGCUGGACUCCGGCAUCUCUGAGGUCCGAUCCGACCGGGACAAGUUUGUCAUCUUCCUGGAUGUGAAGCACUUCUCUCCCGAAGACCUGACGGUGAAGGUGCAGGAGGACUUCGUGGAGAUCCAUGGCAAGCACAACGAGCGGCAGGAUGACCAUGGCUACAUCUCCCGCGAGUUCCACCGCCGCUACCGCCUGCCUUCCAACGUGGACCAGUCCGCACUCUCUUGCUCCCUGUCCGCGGACGGCAUGCUGACCUUCUCUGGCCCCAAGGUCCCAUCUGGCGUGGACGCCGGCCACAGCGAGCGGGCCAUCCCCGUGUCCCGGGAGGAGAAGCCCAGCUCUGCGCCCUCAUCCUAA